AUUAAUUCUCGAUAUAAAAGAGUGAUCAAAAAGUUUUUAAAUUGUCACAAGUGUUCAAGUUUUCGCUAUGAACACUUUGAUCAUACUGUCGGCCGUCAUAUCGGCGGUGGUGGCCGUCCCAACCUAUGGUAACUACAGGGCACCACCCCAUGUCGAGCCCAAACACAUUAACUCAUACGUCGAACCGCAACACUUGCCGGUCAUCAGUAAGGAAGUGGUCGUCGCACACAUACCCGUCCAUCUCAAGGGACAUGAUGUGCCCGUGAGUGUCAAAUCAUACGCACCGGCCGUUUAUGCCAAGACAUAUGCCCAUCCAGUCAUCAAGACUAUUGCGGCUCCAGUGCUGACCAAGCCUUACAUCGAGCCCAUGCUUAUCGGACAUUCAGUGCCCAUACAAACUAAUUCAUAUGUCGUACCCAUUGUCAAGCCAUUUGUCUCGAAAUUACAUGUAGGACAUUAUGGUUACGAUAGUGCUAAAGGUGCUUAACUGGAAAC
This is a messenger RNA of Oppiella nova, 495 nucleotides long. Lineage: Eukaryota; Metazoa; Arthropoda; Arachnida; Sarcoptiformes; Oppiidae. The record is from the annotation of a GenBank genome assembly.